CAGCGUGCGGUUGUUUUGAUGGAUUUGACAUAUUUGAGUCCCCUUCAGAAUAUUUUAAAAUUGAAGUUGGAUAUUGAUUUAAAUCAAUUAUUAAUUGUUUAAAAAGGGGAGCUUUAUUUAGAAAAAAUCGUUACUUUGGGUAUUCGUAAUGAAUGGGAAGAUUUGUAGGUUAUGUAUGGCGUACCCGUCUAUUUGUUUUUCUUUGUUAGAAAACAAUUUUUCAGAAAUGUUAGAGGCACUUACUUCAAUAAAGGUGAACCCAAAUGAUGUGGUAUCGACUAUUUCUUGCAUGAAAUGUUUACUCAACAUAAAACUGGCUUUCAAUAUCCAACAAAAUAUUUUGAAAGCUGAUAGAAGAUUAAGAGAAAUGACGCUCUUGAAUAAUGUUGAAGUAAAGUUAGAAGAAUCUGAUUGUGUGUUAGAUCAUGGAAAUAUAAAUAAUGUCAGUUUAUCCACAGAAGCAAACAUUCAUAAUUUAAAUGAAUCAGAUAAAUUAAAUUUAUCUUGUUCAAAUUGCAUAAUAUGUGGCGUUGAAGUAGAAAGCACUUUGUUGGUUAAACAUGUUCAAGAACAUUUCAGUGAUAAGCAGAAUUGUGAUUGCUGCAAUAAAUCAUUCAAUAAUAUUAGUGAAUAUAAAGGACAUGUUGCUCAUAAACAUAAACAUUGUAAAAACAUAAGCCACAGGUGUAAAAAAUGUGGCGGAACUUUUCGUUAUAAAAGCUUGUAUAACAUCCACAUGAAGCAGGCUCACCAGAAUUUGGAAGGUGCAAAUACUGAAAAAAUAUUUCAGUUUGGUUUAAAAUCCAAAAAGUCUGUAAAAUUACUAUUAGAAGCUAAAGUAAAGGAACUUGAAAAAGGUCCUUUCAUUUGUAAUGUGUGUAAAAAAGAGUUUCAGUUUAAAAGACAACUGAUGAAUCAUACUCACCAAAAAAAGAAAUGUCCCAUUUGCGAGGCGGAAAUUUCAAAAAGCAACUUAAAAAAACACAUAGUGAAUCACUCUUCAGGUCCCCAAAUUUGUGAGCUUUGUGGAGCGAGUUUGAGAAGUUUGGAGAGCUUGAGAGGCCAUCUAGCUCAUACACAUAGUACAGUUAUGUACACUUGUGAUGAAUGUGGUAAGGAGUUUAGAAAAAAGUACCCUUUUCUUCUACACAAGAAGAAACAUUCUGGUGAAAAAGCACAUAUUUGUGAAACUUGUGGUAAAUCUUUCCUCACGUUUUUCUAUCUUAAUAAGCAUAUUAAGACGGCACAUUUAAAGUUGCGUCCGUUUAUUUGUGAAUAUUGUCACAAAGGCUUUUCCAGCAAAUUUGCUCUGAAGACACAUAUUAGACAGCACACUAAUGAGACACCAUAUAAAUGUGAAAUUUGUGGUGAGGGCUUCAGACAGAAUGUGUCAUUAAGAGCACAUAGAAAAUCAAAACAUAACAUUGUUGAAGCUAAAACGUGUGCUUGUCCAGUUUGUGGCAAAUUAUUUGGUUCUGAUCAGGCUAUUGUUAGUCAUAUGAGACUGCAUUAGUUACAUUUAUAAUUAUUUUGGUCAUUCAUAGAAUCCAAAAAUCAUUGUGCGUUGUUUUUGUUAGUGACUGUGAAGAGUGAUAUUCGUUAAAAGCUGAUUUGAAUAACAAAUUGUUGUAUUGUU
Molecule: messenger RNA, 1636 nt
Organism: Zophobas morio
Lineage: Eukaryota; Metazoa; Arthropoda; Insecta; Coleoptera; Tenebrionidae
Product: gastrula zinc finger protein XlCGF46.1-like
Exons: 3
Coding region: 149-1513 (454 amino acids)
Biological process (GO): regulation of transcription by RNA polymerase II
Cellular component (GO): nucleus
Molecular function (GO): zinc ion binding; DNA-binding transcription factor activity, RNA polymerase II-specific; RNA polymerase II transcription regulatory region sequence-specific DNA binding
Source: RefSeq, a predicted model, not a curated record